Seriola dumerili (greater amberjack) is the source of this 4251-nucleotide messenger RNA. RefSeq names its product MAX network transcriptional repressor (gene mnta). NCBI's taxonomy places the organism in Eukaryota, Metazoa, Chordata, Actinopteri, Carangiformes, Carangidae. Gene Ontology annotation, biological process: regulation of transcription by RNA polymerase II. The transcript is spliced from 6 exons. Gene Ontology annotation, molecular function: DNA-binding transcription factor activity, RNA polymerase II-specific; RNA polymerase II cis-regulatory region sequence-specific DNA binding; protein dimerization activity. The coding region runs from base 150 to 2009 and encodes 619 amino acids. The record is from RefSeq and is a predicted model, not a curated record.
GUAGAGUUUCUAUUGAGGGGGUGUCCGGUUACCCUUUUUUCCAGCUUUAGACUGGGGACCUCUCCCUGUGCUACCCGGGCACGUAUCGCAUUUGCUUUAUCGCCUUUCUCUAAAAAAAAAUAAGACACCGUUUUUCCAACUGGACAGAAAUGAGCAUCGAAACGCUCCUGGAAGCAGCCAAGUUUUUGGAAUUGCAAGCCCAGCAACAACAGAAAGCACGUGAGGAUGAACUAAAGGAAAAGCUUCAUCUGGAGCAGUUGACAGGGCAGAGGCACUCGGACGUGAACUAUAACUCAACAAUCCACAUCAACAAUGUCUCUAAAGCAGAGGAACUUCAUACUGAGUGCCGCCCGAUGCCCAUACCACCCUCUCUGCCUCCCUCCUCCAUGCCCAUUACUGUCAUCCCCAUCCCCGUGGUCACCCCCAACCCUACAGGAUCACCCACUCUGCCUGUUGCCACACUCUCCCCUCCAGCUGCUCCUCCACUGACCUCACGCAGGAGAGACCCUUACUCCCCCCAGGAGCAAAGUGCCACUGCUCUGUCGCACUCUCCACAGCCCAAACCUGACCACCCGACCUCUGUGCUGACCGCCAACCACAAGCAGCCGAUACAGAACCACCUCCAUCCACAGCUCAUCACCCAAACCAACAACACUAAACUACAGCAGCAGACACACCAGCAGCUGGUUCAAUGCUAUCCUGGCUCCAUCGUGUCACCCCCACAGCAACAUGCCUUACUCCCACAGUCUGGGCCUGUGCUCCAGCAGCCUCCUCUACAGAAUGGCUCCAACAGCCGGGGGAGUCCUCCUGAUGACGGCCGCCAGCUGGACAACAAGAAGAGACCUGGAGGGGCAGGCACAAGAGAAGUGCAUAACAAGCUUGAGAAAAACAGACGAGCACACUUGAAGGAGUGCUUUGAGACACUGAAAAAGAACAUCCCCAACAUUGAUGAGAAGAAAACCUCCAACCUGAGUGUGCUGAGAAGUGCGCUGAGAUACAUUCAGACGUUGAAGCGGAAAGAGAAGGAGUAUGAGCACGACAUGGAGCGACUGGCCAGAGAGAAGAUAGCCACGCAGCAGAGAUUAGCAGAGCUGAAGAAUGAUCUGAGCCAGUGGAUGGAUGUGAUUGAGAUCGACCGUGUCCUCAGACAGACAGUGCAGCCUGAAGAGGACCAGGCCUCGACCUCCACUGCCUCUGAAGGUGAAGACAUUAUGGACAAUGACCUAGAUGAGGAGACUGCACCAGGAGCACAGACAGCCUUACCCACUGUGCCUCAAACCAUGAAACCUGAGCUGCACAAGACUUCAACACCCAACCAGACCCCAACCCUGACACCUGGCACCACCACUACCUCCUUCAUCACCCAACACAUCUCCAUCCAGCACAAAGCUCGUCUGCACCACCCGCAGCCGCUGCCAAUGACUCCUCCACAGCCAGUAUCCAAGCCUGCAGCUCCAUCUACACUCACAGCCACAACAUCCAGCACUCCCACCACUCCCACUCAGCCCUUGAUCCCCACCCAGACACAGAUGGUGACCGCACCCAGCCUUCACCCCACAGUUAUUGCCCAUGCUUCAGUGUCCCAUCCCUCAGUCAUUCAAGCAGUCAACCAUGUCAUCCAAGGAGGGGGUGCCAAACACAUUACCCACCUGGCUCCUUCCACUACCACCAGCUCUGUCCAGUUAGCCCCCGGCCCUCAGCCUAUUGGCCACAUUACCGUGCACCCAGUGGCACACUUGAGCCAGCAUCUACCUGCUCUCUAUCCUCAACCAGUGGCUGUCACACAGCCAGCUGUGGUUGGUCACAUCACCCACACAUUAAACCAUGCCCACCCACAGGUGAAUGGCACUACACCUAGCCAGCCAGCUGCCACCAUCAUUGGCAAGCAGACAGCAGUGAGCACCCAAAUGGUGGCCCACCAUCCACAACUGGUGGGUCAGACGGUGCUCAACCCUGUGACAAUGGUGACCAUGCCCUCUUUCCCCAUCAGCACUCUGAAGCUGGCCUGAACACUGCCAACAGGACCACCAGGCUGCAGGCAGACACCCCACAACAGGGGAGAAUCACAGGCCUCAGACCAGGCCAUCAACAAGCCCACAACGAGGGCAGGAGAGCUGCCGUACACCUCGCUGCUCCACAGAGUACAUUAAGCAUUAUUGCUGUUGAAAAGUAACUGGGAUCAUUCCUAAAACAAACUGCAAACCUCUGUCAGUAUCACCGCCGUGUCCUGAAAUCUUGAUCCUGAAAUUGGGAUAUGCCAGGCUGCAUGUGGUUGAUAGUCAUCAUGUUGAGUGUGUGUGGCAAUGCAGAGUGGGCAGAUGUGCAGUUUUUAGACCCUCACUUGGCGUUUGUUAUUGCAGAUGAAGGAGCAGUAGUCAUUUUCACAUGAGCUUUACAAAAACAGCUUCAUAUAGGGAAAUGUUGCACUGCCAGUACAAUGUCCAUGACCGUCCUGUGACUGUGUUUAUGUGGGUGUUGUUGGCUAGACUCCAUCUUCUCACUUUGACUGCUGUGGAUUAACUAUAGCAGAUCAUGUACUAUUGAGGCUACAGGGGGUUAUGAGAGCUGUGACAGUGUAAGAUCAGAGUGCUGCCAUAACCAGCACAUUGGGAAUGUGAUUUAAGGAAGCUCCUCCUCUCUAGCAGAGGCACAUGCGGCAGGGCUGGAGCUAAAUCAUGGCCUGAACUAAACCUCCUGCACAGGAGCUGCAGCCCUCAGUCAUGACAUAUACAGCAAUAGCUCCACCUGCUGGCUGUUUGGGUUUAUUGUUAUACUUCUAUCCCUGUGACAAUGAAAAAAAAAUCCUCCAAUGACAUAAUGCUAAUGUGUGUUAUUCAAGACAACAGCACUUAAAGCAAAAGGGUUUGGUUUUUAGUGUCGAAUUAAAGGACAAUCAAACUGUUACUUAUCUCUAUUAUUUGUCCUACAAACAUGCUAGCAACUAUACACUGAGCACAAGUUAGUGUUUUAGGAUAAAGUUAUGUUUUUGUCACAGCUGCUAAUAUUUUUAAAGACAUUUUUGCCAAAUAGAAUCACAGUUUCUACAUGUAGAUGACCCCUUCAUGUAAAUCACAACAGACAGUGGUGUGUUCAAAAGUGUUGGAGAUAAAAACUCGGUCUGAGGGAUUUUGAAUGUGAAAACCUAAAAAAAAAGGUCCAAAAUAUAUAGUAAAGUGUGUUUUAUGCUGUCUUGUAGGGCAAAUGGUAGUAGGAUGUGUGUUUGCAUGCUGUGAAUGCAUGCCAUGGCUGUUAUUGUAGUGAUUAUUUUGAAAGUGAGGACUCGUAGUAGUGCUAUCUGUGGUGCUCUGCGGACUUCGACAAGUUGCAGUUGAAUGUAAGAUUUUUUUUUGGCACAGAAUUGAAGCUGUAUCAUCCAUAUGGGAUCGGUACAAAGUGAUUUCAGCAGCUGACAUAAAUCCAAUCAAUGCUUGUUUUUUUCAAGACCAUCCUUUUCCAAAGCUACCACUGUGAAAAUGAAUUUCUAUUAGUCUCAACGAGCAGCAAACCUACAAUUUAGCAUAGCACUUGCUGGAACAGCAACAUGCUGUGCCCUCCUAAUUUAGUCUGAAUGUAUUGAUCUGUGAAAGGACACAGUAGCACACUCACCAGAAGUUUAGCCCUUUUUUUAAUGUAAAUGGGAUUACUUUAUUAAAGUAUCAUGUGUAUGUAAAGUGUAACAUUUAAAAAUGAUUUUGUAUUUUAAGAUUUACUGUUGCUCGUUUCAUCUGGAGAAUAACGUCUUCUGUUCAGUGUAAAUUUUAUAAUAUAGCUUUUUUUUCCUGGGACCAUGUACAGUGCUGUACAUCAGGGGUAAUGACUACACAGACCUCUUCCCAUGUUUAUAUCACAUUCGGCCACUUUGGAAAGUAUUUACCCUGUAAUUUUUUUUAUAUUUUGUUCUGAUGCAAUAUGAUUACAUCAAGGACUUUUUCUCCAAAGCUCGGUGAGUAAAAAGAUAAAUCAACCCUUCUUUCACUCUCAGACUUCAUGCAAAUGAUUCUAAACAAAUGCAUUUUGAAAUCAUAUUGUAGCAAAACAAAAUGUUUAAAAGUUAACAGGGAUUCAGAUACUUGAAGAAGCAACAACAUACUUGUGUAUUUUCCCUAUGGAGAAAGUUUAAUUUGUAAAUAGCCUGUAAAUGUUGGGCUGCAUUUAGAUCUAACUGUAUCAUGUAAAAAGCAGGAGAAAUGUCAAAUUAAAAAUUUAUAAAAAAAAAAAAGAUACUUAAUAAAUUGUAUUAUGUUUACAAAU